Messenger RNA from Rodentolepis nana, 468 nucleotides. The record is from the annotation of a GenBank genome assembly. Lineage: Eukaryota; Metazoa; Platyhelminthes; Cestoda; Cyclophyllidea; Hymenolepididae.
AUGCUGUUGGUGUUUGUCCUAUUCAUUUCAGGUGGUGAAGCUUUGACUCAAAUAAGUCAACUUCCUUCCCAUUGGGUAACCAGUGCCGACAAUUGGAGUAUGUCCGAUCUUGUCUGUCUCGCAAAUACCCCAAACUCUCCACAAAGUCUUAUAGUCCGACUGCGUGCUUGCCUUGAGAUUUGUGUGGAGCACAUAUACCAGUGUGUUCGCUGUCGAGCUCGUGGACACUUGUGUGAAGUCUGUCACUCGGGUCGCGUCCUCUUUCCCAAUUUCGGCCAAGUGGAUACUCGAGUGUGCUCAGACUGUGGGGCCUGUUUUCAUCGUGCUUGUCUGGUGAAGCUACCCCAUGAGAGUGGAUCCGCAAAAGGGAAGGACUUCCAUCCCGAUCACCGCUCGUGUCCACGAUGUGCUCGAAUUCGACAGAGAAUAGAACCGAAGGACGAAUCGCCGUCGGAUUCGUCGCAGUGA